AUGGCUUAUAAAAGCAGGGACGUUGACUCCAGCAAGAUGGUACUAAACCGUCCCUUCCAGAACGAGACAAGAACCGUCAUAGAUCGCUUUCAUUCGCGUGCACAGAUGAAGAAUAUCAUUGUCUUCUUGCUGCUUUUGGCCUAUGGGUCAACUCUUGUGACCGCCAUUGCCUCCCAGUUUAAUGAGAUGAUCCAACUGAACACCGUGACUUUCAGUCUGGCCAAUUUCACCAACUACGGAUGCCACUGUGGAUCAGGGACGCAAGGGUUCCCUGUGGAUGAUGUUGACAGGUGUUGCCACAGCCAUGACUGCUGCUACAACAAAGCAGAGAUGUUUGGAUGUACUCCACACAUCCACACAUACAGAUUCUAUGCUCAGAGAGAUAAAAUUAAAUGUGUGAAGUCAAGGGACCGGUGUGAGAAGCUCAUCUGUGACUGUGACCGGAAAGCUGCCAGCUGCUUCCGGAAGCAUAUCUUCACCUACAAUCCUCAGUUCAAGAACCACCCAGUGGCCAACUGUCAGGCGCAGAGGCCAUUUUGUUGAGUAACAGAAUCAGUGUUCCUGUUCUCUCC
Messenger RNA from Sceloporus undulatus (fence lizard), 572 nucleotides. RefSeq names its product phospholipase A2 homolog otoconin-22-like. The transcript has 4 exons. Lineage: Eukaryota; Metazoa; Chordata; Lepidosauria; Squamata; Phrynosomatidae. The record is from RefSeq and is a predicted model, not a curated record. Gene Ontology annotation, molecular function: phospholipid binding; calcium ion binding. The coding region runs from base 1 to 543 and encodes 180 amino acids. Gene Ontology annotation, biological process: arachidonate secretion; lipid catabolic process; phospholipid metabolic process.